This is a messenger RNA of Marmota flaviventris (yellow-bellied marmot), 2307 nucleotides long. RefSeq names its product ankyrin repeat domain 40 (gene Ankrd40). Gene Ontology annotation, molecular function: protein binding. Lineage: Eukaryota; Metazoa; Chordata; Mammalia; Rodentia; Sciuridae. The record is from RefSeq and is a predicted model, not a curated record.
CCAGCGCUCCCUCCCCAUGGCCGGGAGCGGGCCGCGUAGGCGGCGACGGCGCUGAGAGGCCAGGGCGGGGCGGCCGGGGGCCUGCGGCCGAGUGGAAGAUGAGCGCCCUCCUAGAGCAGAAGGAGCAGCAGGAGAGGCUGCGGGAGGCCGCGGCCUUGGGGGACAUUCGGGAGGUGCAGAAACUGGUGGAGAGCGGGGUUGAUGUGAAUUCCCAAAAUGAGGUCAACGGCUGGACUUGUUUACACUGGGCAUGUAAACGCAACCAUGGUCAGGUGGUCUCAUACCUGUUACAGUCAGGUGCUGACAAAGAGAUUCUUACCACAAAAGGGGAGAUGCCAGUGCAGUUAACAUCAAGGAGAGAAAUCAGGAAGAUCAUGGGAGUGGAAGAAGAUGAUAAUGAUGACGACACCCUUCCCCAGCUGAAGAAGGAGUCAGAACUGCCCUUUGUUCCCAACUAUUUGGCCAACCCAGCCUUCCCUUUUAUCUAUACUCCCAGAGCAGAGGAUUCAGCCCAGUUGCAGAAUGGGGGCUCCUCCACACCCCCAGCAUCACCCCCUACAGAUGGCUCACCUCCAAUGCUGCCCCCUGGGGAACCCACCCUGCUAGGAGCCUUUCCCCGGGACCACCCCUCUUUGGCACUGGUUCAGAACGGUGAUGUGACUGCCCCCUCUGCCAUACUCAGAACACCAGAAAGCACAAAACCAGGUCCUGUUUGUCAGCCACCAGUGAGUCAGACACGCUCCCUUUUCUCUUCUGUCCCAUCCAAGCCACCAGUGACUCUGGAGCCUCAAAAUGGGACUUAUGCAGGACCGGCGCCAGCAUUCCAGCCAUUUUUUUUCACUGGAACAUUUCCGUUUAAUAUGCAAGAGCUUGUACUCAAGGUAAGGAUUCAGAACCCAUCUCUUAGAGAAAAUGAUUUCAUUGAAAUUGAACUGGACCGACAAGAGCUUACAUACCAAGAACUGCUCAGAGUGAGUUGCUGUGAGCUGGGUGUUAAUCCAGAUCAAGUGGAGAAGAUCAGAAAGUUACCAAAUACGCUGCUAAGAAAGGACAAAGAUGUUGCUCGACUCCAAGAUUUCCAGGAGCUGGAACUGGUUCUGAUGAUAAGUGAAAACAAUUUUCUGUUCAGAAAUGCUGCGUCCACACUGACUGAAAGGCCUUGCUACAACAGGAGAGCUUCAAAACUGACGUACUAAUGCAGCAGGGACUUUUAUCGCUGAGUAUUGUGACAAUGUAUGUCACCUCUGGGCCAAGGACAAGCCAUUGAUCCAAAAGCCUCGGAUGCCCACGAGGUCCCCUGGUGCCACUGCGUAGUGUACACUAACAUCGUUGUUCUGCCAAGGCAGGAAGCCCCUGUCCCCCAGCAGCGGUGCCACUCUUCCAAGCCUCUUGGUGCACAAUAAACCUAUUGCUUGAAGCUCUGAACAGCUGAGAAGUGGUCUGGAGAGGCAGAAGCCGGAGGUUCUAUAUCCAGUGUGUUUUAUGUGCAGAAUGUAAGAGAGUUGUCUAAGCAGAAGCUGAGAGAGCGCAGAACCUAUUUCCGGCCACUCCUAUUGACAGUGCACCUGAAGGGCCGGGCGCGCUUUUCUUGGUGUUGCAUGCUCAUGACUCUCCUGAAAUUGCAAACUGACUAGAGAGGAAGACUGGGGAAAGCACAGGUACUGGACAAAGGAAUUUUGGUGUGACUUGUGGCUGUGAGGUUUCUUAGAACAUAUUUAUAAAUGUUACUCAGGUGAAAAGUAUUUAAGUAUACAGUUACCUAAUUGUAAAUAGGCUGUUAACCAAAAGCUUCCCCUCCCCCACUUUUCCUUUGCGAACACUCACAACUGCUUCUGUCUCCACUAUCAUCUCUGCUUUACCUUCCCUUCACCGUCACUAGAGGGCUCUCGGAGGCUUUCUAAAAGAGCCACUGCAUUUUUACUGAGGCGAUUCCUGUCAUCAAUGUAUUUAAUUGCACUGUUUGAGAAGAGCACAAGCAUUGCCAGUCCGUGUUCUACAUUCUCAUUUUCCACUAGAAAUGAAAAGCAGUUUUUGAGCCUGAAUCUGUUGCUAUUUUACAGGUUAUUGUGGGAAAUUGAACUAAAGGAGUUAGCAUCUUUAUUUUUGUAACAAAGAUAAAGGUUAUUUUGAAAUUAUUAGGAUUUUUACACAACUCUGAAAUCUGUUGCUUUUUUAAACAAAUCGUUUGAUCUUAGGGAUCCCCUACUGCCACCACCAAUCUACUCAACAAAAUCAGUUGUGAGUCUACCAGACUUAAAAACAAAAACAAAACUUAACCUGAUUAAACUCUUGAGCAUGGCAUAAGAA